ACGUAAAGUAACACUCUUUCUUGGAACUCAUCAAAUCAAUGGGCACGCGACCACAACGUUUCCUUCCAGGUUCCAGUGACAGAUUGGCGUUGUGCUUCCUUGAGCCUCGACGGCUGAGGAAAUGUAUCGCGGGGCACGUGGGAUCGAGGUCUUUGAAAGGCAACAGCACCAGCGACAUCCGCAAUAAUCAACACUCCCUCGUAAAGACGUGUCGUCCGGAUUAUUUGCCAGCGUCGGCCAUCAGCAAAUUUCCCUGUUUUCAUUGACUCUGUCCAAUCUCAAAAUGCUGUCCGCUUUCCAAGCUACGGCUAUCUUAGCCUUCGCCUCCUCCGUUCUCGCAGCUCCUGCUCAGGUCUGCAAUGACGCUACCUACCCUACGCAGAUUAGAUUGGCGUAUUCCAAUGACCGAGCAAUGGCAGUAUCUUGGAACACCAAGAUCAAGAUGACCAAACCCACUGUUGCAUGGGGCCCAGACACCCACAUGCGAGAUUCUGCUGACUCCGACGUCUCCACCACCUACCAGUCAUCAACGACCUGGAAUAAUCAUGUUGUAAUCGAAGGGCUUAAUCCAGACACCAAGUACUACUACUCCCCUGAAUGCGGAAAUGUCACAUACACUUUCACGACUGCGCGUACGGAAGGAAGGGGAACUCCAUAUCAAUUUGCCAUGAUUGGAGAUAUGGGUACAUUCGGACCUGAUGGUCUCUCUACAACUGUCGGAAAGGGUGCUGCGAACCCUCUCGCACCCGGAGAUUUGACCACUAUCCAGUCACUUAGCGCAAGAAUCGACGACUUUGAUCUAGUCUGGCAUGUCGGAGAUAUCGCAUAUGCUGAUGCAUGGCUCAAAGAGGAGAACGGAGGUUACGCUGCCCCUUUGAACACCAGUGAUUUUGGAAUGGAGUAUGAAAAGAUUCUCAAUGACUUCUACGUCGAAAUUCAACCAAUAUCUGCUGUUAAGCCAUAUAUGGUUGCUGUCGGAAAUCACGAGGCCAACUGUGAUAAUGGUGCCAACUUUACGAUCUGUCCACAAGGACAAUUGAAUUUCACCGGAUAUCGCGCACAUUGGAACAUGCCAUUUUAUAAGUCAGGUGGCCUUGAGAACUUCUGGUACAGCUGGAACCAUGGCAUGGUCCACUACAUCACCUUCAACACCGAGACAGACUUUCUGAAUGCCCCCGAUCAACCAGGUGGAGAGGGUGUCGAGGAUGCUGGUCCUUUUGCCCCCUUCGGUGCCCAACUCGCCUGGCUCAAAGCAGAUCUUGCAGCGGUUGACCGCAAGAGAACUCCUUGGGUUAUCGCUGCAGGGCAUCGCCCAUGGUACGUCAGCACAACCGAGUACAUCGAAUGUCAAGUUGCCUUCGAGCCACUUCUCCUGGAAUACGGCGUCGAUCUUGUUCUCCAUGGUCACAAGCAUUUCUACGAACGUCACUCCGCCAUCGACAAUGGUACGGCGCAAGAUCUCAACAACCCAACCGCACCAUGGUACAUCGUUAAUGGCGCUGCUGGACAUUAUGAUGGUCUUGAUACCCCUACCUUACCGUUGGUUCCAACUUCCAGAGAUAUCAUUGUUGCCUAUGGAUGGAGUUUGUUCACUGUGCACAACUGCACACAUUUGACAACCGAGUUCAUCGCUAGUGGCAACAACACUAUUCUCGAUACUGCCACAUUGUACAAAGAUCGCACCUGUGCUCUCAACUAAGCGAUUUGGUGCGAUGAAUUACGAUCAGCAUAUAUUUAGACCAAGCAAAGAUGGCGUCUAUAUGUCGAGGUGCAGUUGUAUAUAAUCAUAACUUCUAAUUACAACCCG
Messenger RNA from Mollisia scopiformis, 1807 nucleotides. Its product is annotated as Metallo-dependent phosphatase. Lineage: Eukaryota; Fungi; Ascomycota; Leotiomycetes; Helotiales; Mollisiaceae. The transcript has 8 exons. The record is from RefSeq and is a predicted model, not a curated record. The coding region runs from base 284 to 1699 and encodes 471 amino acids. Gene Ontology annotation, molecular function: metal ion binding; acid phosphatase activity.